AUGCACCUGCGGGACUUGUUGGUCGUGUCUAGCCUCAGUUUCGUGCCAUCCACUUUUGCACACAGCACUUAUCCUGCGGACGACGCGCUCGUAGCACUUGCUGGUCGUUCUGGACAGCCCAGAUGCGGGCCUGGUUUUGGGAAAUGCGGCGGUAAUAGUUGCUGCUCGCCCUUCGGCUUUUGCGGGAUGACGGCAGCCCACUGCCAGUCUCCAGAUUGCCAGGCUGAGUAUGGCCACUGCGAUUCUCUGCGGACUCCAGAUGGUCCGCCGACUACCGAUAUUCCUCGGCCUCAAGUUGGCAAUGUGCCAUACGCUCCACAACUGAUCAGUGCUUGCACCGUGCCAGGAACCGUCGCUCUGACAUUCGAUGACGGCCCUAACCAAUACACAACCGAACUUCUUGAUUUACUGGAUAGACAUAACGCGAAAGCAACUUUCUUCGUCAAUGGUAUCAACAAUGGCAGAGGACAAAUAGACGACCCUUCUCGGCCAUGGCUCAAGUUGAUUCAACGCAUGCAGCUUAGCGGCCACCAAGUGGCCAGCCAUACCUGGUCGCAUCCUGAAUUGAAUCAACUUUCCUCUGCGCAACGCCGUGAUGAGAUGAUCAAGAACGAAGCGGCACUGCGGAACAUUCUGGGCGCCUUUCCCACAUAUAUGCGCCCACCGUACUCAAGGUGUGAUGCAGCGUGCCUGAAUGACAUAAGUGAACUUGGAUACCAUGUGGUCUUGUACGAUAUUGAUACAAAAGACUUUGAGAACGAUAGCCCCACCGCGAUUCAGACGUCGAAAGACAUUUUCAAUAACGCUUUGGCUCCCUUUAAGACGAGUGAUCAACCAUGGUUGGUCAUUGCCCAUGACGUGCACGAGCAAACCGUACACAACCUCACGGAGCACAUGCUGAAAAAGCUUUCCAACGAUGGCUACCGCGCCGUCACCGUCGGUGACUGUCUCGGAGACCCAAGCGAGCUCUGGUAUCGUCGUGACACAAGACCUAUCGAAUCGAAGAAACCCACGGACAAGAAACCUGAAUGUAGCAAGCGAAAUGCGUGUAUCGGUACCGACUUUGACGGCACACAUAAAACUGAGCCUGGUGACAUAUCCUAUAACUCUACGAUUACCGGCAAUGCUACUCUGCCAGACGGGAAGGCUGUGGUUUCUGGUAAUGCCACCCAAGCCUCUCAGUUCGAGGGAGAGAGAGUAUCUUCUCAGGCUGCUUCCGUCUUUCUGAAAACCAACUUUGCUGCGGGAUCAAUCGUCUUGGUUAUGAUGAUGGCAAUGUUGAUGUGA
This is a messenger RNA of Monascus purpureus, 1287 nucleotides long. NCBI's taxonomy places the organism in Eukaryota, Fungi, Ascomycota, Eurotiomycetes, Eurotiales, Aspergillaceae. The record is from the annotation of a GenBank genome assembly.